Arachis duranensis is the source of this 2045-nucleotide messenger RNA. RefSeq lists its product as uncharacterized. The record is from RefSeq and is a predicted model, not a curated record. NCBI's taxonomy places the organism in Eukaryota, Viridiplantae, Streptophyta, Magnoliopsida, Fabales, Fabaceae. The coding region runs from base 165 to 2045 and encodes 626 amino acids. The transcript has 12 exons.
UUCUUCUCUCUCUCUCAAGUGAAUUUGGAUCUCUGUUCUCAUUUCUCAAGAAACUUUACAGAGAGAGAGAGAGAGACUGUGUCCUGUUUUGGACGUUUUGACUUUUGCAACAAAGCAGUCACCGUUCUAUAAAUAAAAACACAGUUAGCUUAAAAAAAAGGAAAAUGCUGCUUCAAGAACCUCAACCCCAACGAGCAACACUACUUUUAUUUCAUGUCUUCAAUGCAAUAUCUAAAAGGCAAUCAUUCACAAAAGGCAUGGAGCUUGAAGGGGUUAAAGAAAAUAUGGAACUGAGGUUGGUUUCAAGGCACAAGCGUUCAAAGAGCUUUCCUGAUAAUAAAAAGUUUGAGGAGGAUAGUACAGACACUGAGGCCACAGAUAGAAUUAAGCUGGAUACUGGGUACCUCACAGAAUGCUGUAAUUCUAGGACAAAACAAACAGCUACAAAUGAUGCUGAAUUUACUCUGAAGCAAGAGAUUCUACAACUUGAGAGAAGACUGCAAUACCAAUUUGAGGUCCGAAGCACAUUAGAAAAGGCGCUUGGAUACCGACCUUCAUCAUCUCUUGCUAGUUCCAAUGAUACAAUAGUACCCAAGCCAACCACAGAAUUAAUUAAGGAAAUUGCAGUGUUAGAGUUGGAAGUUGUGUAUUUGGAACAACAUCUCCUCUCCUUGUAUCGCAAAGCAUUCGAUCCGCAGUUACCCUCUGUCUCUCCACCCACCAAGGAGGAAAGAGUAGAGUCUCCUCUAAUAACAACUCCAAGAGCAAGAUACACUGAAGUUUCUAGGCCUCAUGAGGUCUUAACCGAAAGAGAAUGUUCUGCAGUUCAAUCCAACAGUCAUAUUCUUGAUACUAUUAGAAAAGAACAUACUAAUGGAUAUAAAGUUGAGACUCCGGAGAAAGAACAUAGUGUAAGUCAGCCAGAAGAACAGCAUUUAGAUUCUGGUGUAUAUCGUUGCCACUCUUCAUUAUCCCAUUGUCCAGCAUUCGCAACAGCACAGUCUCCUACAGCAUCCUUGCGAGCUUGUCAUUCGCAGCCAUUGUCCAUGAUGGAGUAUUCCGAAAAUGUUGAUGGUUCAUCAAAUAUAAUCAGCCUAGCAGAGCAUCUUGGCACGCGAAUAUCCGAUCAUAUUCCGGAUACACCUAACAAGCUUUCUGAGGAUAUGGUGAAGUGCAUAGCAGCUAUAUACUGUAAACUUGCAGACCCGCCUACAACGAAUCCUGGCCUUUCCUCACCAAGUUCAUCCUUGUCUUCAGUUAGUGCAUUUUCUGUUGGAGAUCAUGGUGAUAUGUGGAGUCCAGGUUUCCGGAACAAUUCGUCUUUUGAUGUACGUUUAGACAACCCUUUCCAUGUGGAAGGGCUCAAGGAGUUUAGUGGACCUUACAGUACCAUGGUUGAGGUAUCAUGGAUUUACAGAGAUAAUACCAAAUUGGGUGAUACAGAACAUUUACUCCAGAACUUCAGGUCAAUUAUUUCUCGACUAGAAGACAUCGAUCCGGGGAAGUUGAAACACGAGGAGAAGCUAGCUUUCUGGAUCAACAUACACAAUGCUUUAGUGAUGCAUGCAUUUUUGGCUUAUGGUAUCCCACAAAACAAUGUGAAGAGAGUCUUUCUUUUGUUGAAGGCUGCAUAUAAUGUUGGAGGUCAUACAGUUAGUGCAGACACAAUACAGAGUGCUAUACUCGGGUGCCGAAUGUCGCGUCCUGGACAGUGGCUACGAAUGUUCUUUUCUUCAAGAACCAAAUUCAAAGGCGGAAAUGGACAACAAGCAUAUGCAAUUGAGCAUCCUGAACCUCUUCUACACUUUGCACUCUGCUCCGGAAACCAUUCCGAUCCAGCGGUACGUGUAUAUACACCAAAGAGAGUGCUUCAAGAACUAGAAGUAGCCAAGGAAGAGUACAUUCGCGCCACUUUUGGGGUACGAAAGGACCACAAAAUACUUUUACCAAAGCUCGUUGAGUCGUUCGUCAAGGACUCCGGCUUGUGUCCCGCCGGUACAGUUGACAUGAUCCAACAGUCUCUUCCUAAGGAUUUGGUAAAGUGA